GAGCUACAUGAAUUUAGCUCCGGAACAGGCGGUGCUGGAGUCAGUCGCUCCACCGGCGUUACCAGUGAAGCAGCAUGUCGACGCACGUCAAGGAAGAGAAGAUUUACGCGUACGGAGAACGCGGCUCCGGUACGAAGACGAAGAGUGGGAAGCCGCAGUACUUUGAAAAGGUUCUUCAGAAAUGCCUGGACGAGAAAAAGCUAUUCGAGGAUCCUGAAUUCCCAUGCGACGACACCAGCAUCGGUGAUGAAGCAAAUAAAGGAAAGAUCGUCUGGAAGAGACCCAAAGACAUCGUGAAGAAACCGCGGUUCUUUGUGGACGGUGUGAGCAGAGAAGACGUCCGCCAGGGAUCCCUCGGUGACUGCUGGUUCGUGGCUGCCCUAGCGUCACUGACUCAACGCCGAGCAUUGUUCGACCGAGUCGUCCCUCAGGGUCAGAGCUUCAAAGAAGGGAAAUACGCCGGAGUUUUCCACUUCGUCUUUUGGAAGGCUAACCGUUGGGUAGACGUCGUUGUGGACGAUAGGCUUCCGGUGUUGCGCUCAGGAGAGAUCUACAGCAUAAAAUCAGGCGAGAAGUCUGAGUUCUGGAGUACCUUGGCAGAGAAGGCGUACGCCAAGUUGAACGGGACGUACGGGAACCUGGAGGGAGGCACAGGUACGGAAGCCCUAACGGAUUUUACUGGAGGCAUUCCUGAGCAGUUCAUUCUGCUACCAUUGCCUAAGAACAUCUGGCGCGCUAUCAAGAGAGCCUUCGAGAGAAGGUCCAUCCUGACCAGCUCUUUCGUGACGCCACCACAACAGGAGGAGGAAGGUGAGACUACAGAAGUGAAGGUGGCUGACGGCCUCUAUGCAAACCACGAGUACAGUGUCACAGGUGUCGCUGAGUUCAAGCUGGACAAUUCAGAUGACCUCACCCAAUUGAUUCGUCUCCGUAAUCCAUGGGGAGAAAGCGAAUAUACCGGACCUUGGAGUGACGUGUCCGCCGAAUGGAAGAAAGUAUCGCCAGCGAAACGUGAAGAACUUGGCGUUACGGUGAAAGAUGACGGAGAGUUUUGGAUGGGUGUAGAUGUGUUCCUGAAACGCUUCAUGAUGGUGGACAUGUGCCACCUGAAGCCAGGGAUCGUCGAGAAAGAUCCCGAAGCCAAACGCUGGGAGACAGCCACGUUCGAAGGCAGUUGGCUCACAGGUGUCAGCGCUGGAGGUUCGGACAUAAGCGAUGACAUGUUCCCCACCAAUCCCCAGUACCUGGUGACGCUUCGAGAACCUGACGAUGAAGACGAGGACGGAGAAUGUUCCGUCCUGAUCUCUCUGAGGCAGAAUACCGAACGCAAGCGUUUAGGCCAGUGGAAAGAGAUUGGCUUCGCUGUUUUCGAAGUAGAUGACCCAGAUUCUCGACCUAAGCCUUUGCCCUCUGACUACUUGCGUGACAAUACUUCUGUCGUGGUAGUAAAACCCAAGCCCAGUCGCGAUGUUACCAAACGGCUUCGUCUCCUGCCAGCUACCUAUUGCAUCCUGCCAUACCUAAAAGAACCAGACACCGACGGCGAAUUCCUGUUGCGGAUCUUCACAGAACAGAAGAGCGAUUGCAGGGAAUGCGACGGUGGGAAGGUGUGCGCUGCCAAGCCACAAGAUCCAAACGAACCCAACGUAGAUGAUGAAUCGGAAGAUGAAGAAGAGGAGGAUGAACUUCCCCAAUAUGUUAUAGAGCUGGCUAACGAAGUGAUGGGAGAUCGGACUACAUUUGACCCAGCCACCCUCCAAGCACUUUACAAAAAGAUCUACGAGAAAGAGGGCCUUCUCUUGGAGUUCCCUCUGGACGUUUGCCGCACCAUGGUCGCUCUCAAGGACAGAUCAUUUACAGGAGACCUUGACCCGGAGGAAUUCGCAUCUUUGUUCUCGUUCGUCCAGAAAUGUCAGGAAGUUUACCAGAAAUACGACAAGACCCGUAUUGGUUCCCUGAGCACGUACCAGCUGAGGAACGCUUUGUGCCUCGCAGGUUGCUACGUGAACCUGCACGUGCUAAAGGCUUUGGUGCUGCGUUACGGACAGGACAAUAAAAUCGGCUUCCUCGACUUUAUCGCCUGUGCAGUGAAGGUCUCCUGCAUGGAGGAAGUCUACCUGGAAAAUGUCUGUGAAGACGGUAACGUCAUCUUCUCCCUUAAUGAGUGGAUGAAGGUAACGAUGUACUGCUGACAAGGUCGAUCCUGCACGUGCCAAGGUGCGCCCGAGGGACCUUCUCGCGCCAGCCUUUCCCGUUCCUGAUCACGCUUUCAGGACAAGGGAAGGAUGAAACUGAAGUCGUAUCGCUAUUCAGCAGCUGUCUGUCAGCAGAGUUAUAUAACCGCUCCAUGUGUAAUGCAUAUUAUGCUUAAUAAACAACGUAACGCAAGCCUA
Molecule: messenger RNA, 2393 nt
Organism: Ornithodoros turicata
Lineage: Eukaryota; Metazoa; Arthropoda; Arachnida; Ixodida; Argasidae
Product: calpain-B-like
Exons: 19
Coding region: 75-2192 (705 amino acids)
Biological process (GO): proteolysis
Cellular component (GO): cytoplasm
Molecular function (GO): calcium-dependent cysteine-type endopeptidase activity
Source: RefSeq, a predicted model, not a curated record